AUGCCAGUCAUCAAAACCAACAAAUCCUCCCAAGGAGACGACUUCCCCGAAUUCCCCUACAAGGGCUUCACUGGGAUCCUCAUAGUGUACGCUCUCUUGGCUGGUACCAUCCUCACAGUUAUUUUCUGCUUCAUUAUGUUGGACAAGGCCUGUACUUCUGCCGCCACAUACCUUGAGAAUAAAUGGGGAGGAAAUAAGAAGGUUGAAGGAAAUGCCCCUGAGAUUAUUGCGGUGAAUGAGGAGCAGGAUGUUGAGAAUGAGAAGGGCGAAACUGAGAAUGAGGACAACAACAAUCGUACGGACAGUGAGAUGGCCUUGAGAGGUGCUUCUAUUAGCUAUGGCACCUUCUAG
Molecule: messenger RNA, 351 nt
Organism: Hymenoscyphus albidus
Lineage: Eukaryota; Fungi; Ascomycota; Leotiomycetes; Helotiales; Helotiaceae
Source: the annotation of a GenBank genome assembly